Messenger RNA from Xenopus laevis (African clawed frog), 3111 nucleotides. RefSeq names its product RAB14, member RAS oncogene family L homeolog (gene rab14.L). Bases 302 to 949 code for a protein of 215 amino acids. The record is from RefSeq and is a predicted model, not a curated record. Lineage: Eukaryota; Metazoa; Chordata; Amphibia; Anura; Pipidae. The transcript has 9 exons.
GUCCGUGACGGCUGUUCCGGGAAACCCCGUGCAAUCGUCUCCGCCAUCUUGGAGUAAGGGGAAGAAACCCCGAGUAGCCAGGGGAACCGCACUGAGAGCAGAAAGGGGGGAGCCAGAGAGCGGCUUCCGGAGAGUGACAGGAAUAGUCUGACACACACACAGGGAGCCGGCAGCACGGAAGGGAGGGGCUGUCACACCGAUCCCGCCCAGGCGUCAUCACAGUCCGACACCGCUCCAAGACAGCUUCUCAUUUGGCGUUUGUGAAUAUUCGUCCAGUUCCACGUCCCUUACAAGCGCCACCAUGGCAACCGCACCUUACAAUUACUCUUACAUCUUUAAAUACAUCAUCAUCGGUGACAUGGGAGUAGGAAAGUCCUGCCUGCUGCACCAGUUUACAGAAAAGAAAUUUAUGGCAGACUGCCCUCAUACGAUUGGCGUUGAAUUUGGCACCCGAAUCAUCGAAGUUAGCGGCCAGAAAAUCAAACUGCAGAUCUGGGACACAGCAGGGCAGGAGAGGUUUCGGGCCGUCACACGGAGCUAUUACAGAGGCGCUGCUGGAGCACUUAUGGUCUAUGACAUCACUAGGAGAAGUACAUACAACCAUUUAAGCAGUUGGCUGACAGAUGCACGGAACCUCACCAACCCAAAUACUGUCAUCAUCCUUAUAGGAAACAAAGCAGAUCUCGAAGCUCAGAGGGAUGUUACCUACGAGGAAGCAAAGCAGUUUGCUGAAGAGAAUGGUCUUCUGUUCCUUGAAGCAAGUGCAAAAACAGGUGAGAAUGUGGAAGAUGCAUUCCUGGAGGCAGCCAAAAAGAUCUACCAAAACAUCCAAGAUGGAAGCCUAGAUCUGAACGCCGCCGAAUCUGGCGUACAACACAAACCAUCUGCUCCCCAAGGCGGCCGACUAACCAGCGAGCCCCAACCCCAGAGAGAAGGCUGCGGCUGUUAGUGACGUCCCGGGAAAGAGCUUGUUUCUUGACCUUUCCCACUCUGUCUGUACGAAGCAGUAUUUUCUACUGCCCCAUUAUCUUCUGUACAUUCUAUUGGUUUAAAUUAAAGUUGGGAGGGGCUCUGCUAAGAAGACCGUUUAACAAGAUACUAAACUGCUAAAUAACUUUAGAUGUAUUCAGUUUAUCCCACGCAAGUCAAGUAAUAAAACACACACAGAAAAAAAAAACAAAAAAAAAACCCUUUCCUGCAUGGUAAAAUCUAGAACUUUUUUUUUCUUCUUCAUCGUAUUUGUGAUGUUCCGCAAUCUCCAUGAUUUUAACAUAGCACUGAUGCUGGACUUAUCUGAUUUGUCGUCAGGCUGUCUCCACCUCUCUUGUAAGUAAGCCUUUCCCUCCGUGAGUCGUCAUGCUCUGUCACAGUAAGGCCUAGGUUUAUCUGCUGUCAAUAAGUUCAAUUUGGGGCGGGGGGAUCCCCAGCUGCAACAUGUCUCCCGCUGACCUUGCCGGGAAUUGUGUCUCUGCGCAAUUCCUGUUGAUUUCAGUAUGGGGCACCACUAUAUAGGCGCCAUCAGCCUUGUUAUUCAGCGGGAGGGUGGGGAUACAACAACUUCUGUCUUAAUCUUUUCAUAGAAUAUAUAUAUCUUUUUUUUUUUUUUUUUUUUUCUUUAUCCUGUGUUUUUAUCUUGGGACUUUAACACAUACAUAUGUAAAGAAGGAGCAGCACUAAUACUGACGUACAUCCUGUGUAUAUGAUUUUAAUGAAGCCAAUAAAACGGAUACUGGUAUUGGUAUACAAAGAGAAAUCACUUUGUACAGUAUGUUAGCCUCCCUUUUAGAUGGAACUUGCUGAAAGCGUGUCCCAUCAUUUGCACUCGUAAUCAUUGAGAGAUUGGGGUGGGGCAACGAGCAGUUUGCGAAUGAGCUUCCUGCCUUACGUUGUACAGAAGGAAAAGGCUGGGUUUGACUUUUGCACUUUUGUUUUCCUCUUUGUUUCUUUUAAUCUGUUUGGAAUAUGAGUCUGCUGCUUUUUGAAGGACAAGUAAAGCCUCUGUCUGUGGAAUGUGUCAAUUUCAUUGGCACCACUCCCCAGUUCCUCCGCUUGACUCCUAGCCUGGGCCAGGAUACUUCUCAUGUGGAGUGGGUCUCCGCCAUCUUUCUACAGCCUCCCAGGUACCCCACUGUCGUAAUGGGGGAAAAUGCAAAGUCUGACUAAGGCAGACAGGAUACAUGGAAAGAUGGCGGAAGCCGUCCAUUUAAGAAGGAUUCCCUGUGCCAAUUCUUUAAAACACAUAGUACCAUCUUUCCCAACCUCCCAGGUAUCCUCUGUGCCUUAGUCAUACUUAUGCUAGGGGAUACCUGGGAGGCUGGGGAAAGAUGGUGGUGAGUAAUAGUAGUUCCCUGGGUCCAUGCCAGGGUAAGAUGCCCCCUCACAACUUGGCAUCUCCCCCAGUUACAGAGGCUUCCCUUAUCCUUUAACUUCCAUCGUACAUUUUUAACACUACAAACGGGCAGGUUUUUUAAAGCACAGCAUCCAAUGUUUUCACUGUCCACCCCCUCCCUUGCUGUGGAAUAGUCAGACAGCUGUUCCUUUCAUGUGAUUACAUUAUUGGUUUCAUCCAUUUUUUUUUUUUUUUUUUUACUAAGAUGCAUCUAUGGGAAGAUAACGCACAACAUUUAACGGGCCCCCUCUCUCCCUUGUGCAUGGAUAGGAAGAGUCCCAGUUAGAAUGUUUCCUAUUGCCCCUGUCUGGGCAGCAAUGGGAAGGCUGCAGCAUGCUUGUGUGUAUGCCAAGAGAAUAUUGGACUCCAAAGGGUUAAACUGGAAGGAAACCACUAAUGCCUGGUUAUUCUGUGCAGAUCCAUCUAUUCACUAUUUCUAUUGGCUUGUUUAUAACAUGGGGCUCUCAUCAUAAGGGGUUCAUGCAUUUGGCCAUCUGAGGGCUUUGUCCAGGGACCACAGCUCAUCAACCCCCCCCCCCCCCCGAUGAUUUUAUUUUUCACCCCCCCCCCCCCCCCCCCCACAUACCUUCAGUUGCAGUCAGCCACCUGUUUAUAUCUGUGACUAAAGGGUUUUGUUUUGGACGGCUGUACUUUCCCUUGAUGUAACUAAAUGCUAUUAAUCGAAAUAUUUGUAAAUAAAGUACCUGUAUCUAGAUAAUUUA